GUCCGAUCACCGCACACUUCCCCUUGCUCCAAGGCUUCCACCAUCUUCUUGUCCUCGAGCACAUACCAUCUCACGACAAACCACGCUCAUUCAACCACUCUACUCAUAUUGAUGCUUAAUCUCUUACUCUCGACUCUCGCACUGACGAGAGCUGCCGCCGCCGCCGGCUACCAAUGGCCUUCACCGCAAUACGAUGCUCUGGAGGAUUUUCUGUAUGAGGGAGGACGCCCGGAUGGGUCGAGUCUCGGCGCACUUGUGUCUCCCUGCAGGCUAAGGGGAGCCACGAACACUACUGUAGCAGCGGAGUGGGUCCGUCUGGUCUACCACGACGCUGCGACACAUCAGAUUGCUGACGGGUCCGGCGGCCUCGAUGGUUCCAUCUUUUUCGAAACCGACCGGACAGAGAACAACGGCGCGGGCAUGAACAACACCUUGAACGAUUUUUCUGUUUAUCCGAGCAAAUACGUCAGCCGCGCGGAUGUAAUCGUGCUCGGAACUGUCAUGGCGGUCGCCACCUGUGGCGGACCGGCUAUCCCGAUACAGGGUGGACGGAUCGACGCAAAUGUCGCUGGGCCAUACGGUGUCCCCAACAUCACCGAUUCGCUCGACUCGUUGAAAGGGACAUUCGCGCACCAGGGCUUCAAUGUGUCUGAGAUGAUCCAACUCGUCGCGUGUGGACACACGUUGGGCGGUGUGCGGUAUCCCGACUUCCCGAACGUUGUGCCUGGCUCUGGCUCGCAGACUGUCGUGCAGCUAUUCGAUGACACGCAGCGAUUCGAUCAUAGCAUCAUCUCGCAAUACCUCGACGGCUCGACUCGGGACCCGCUGAUUGUUGCAAAUGCGUCUGCUGCGUCUGACCUCCUCGUUUUCUCUGCCGACAACAACGUCACGAUGCAAAGCAUGAACAGCGAGCAAGCGUUCUCGUCGACCUGUUCAACCAUCUUCCAAAAGAUGUUCCGGACCGUCCCCUCGACAGUCAAUCUCACUGACAACAUCGAUCUCGUGCCGGUCAAAGUGACUGGCGUGCAACUCACCAUCGGGAGCCCCGAGCUCCAGUUCCAGGCCAACGUGCGGCUGCAGCUUUCGAGCAACCAUACGACGGUGACGAUGUACUGGUGCGACCGCUACGGAUCGGGCGCGAACUGUGCCUCCAAGUUGAAGCGGUUCACUGCGCCCAGCACGUCUGCCCCGGUGUCUUCGCCUUUCUCGGCCACGAUGAACCUCACUCUGCAGAAGUAUCAGUUUGUCGUGCCCCUGGCUGCGAACCAGAGCAUCUCCAAGUUCUGGUUCGAGAUCGACUACGGCAACGGAACGACCACGGUGGCCAACAACAACGGCGCGUUCUACAACAUCGACCAAGACGCCGUCCUCUUCGUCCCCAGCCAGAGCCGUCCGAAGGCUGUGCUUUCCGGUUCCAAUGGUGUAUUUAUCGCUGCUGCGGUGAAGAGCACAAACACGCCCUCCCGCGUGUAUGUCGACUGGAUCGGGCGCGCCACCAAAAACUUCAUCGCUGUCAACGGCACGACUGAUCUCAAGCUCAACUCGAGCAUCCCCUCCGUCGCCGGGUACAACUUCUACACCGCCGAGAUCACGGAAGAGUACGGGGCGAGCAUGCAGUUCGACGUCAUCAGCGUGCAGCAGAACGGGACGUCCCUCGCGGACACGUACAAGUGGGACACGCUGAUCGGCCUGAACACCCCCGCCGAGACACAGGUCAACUCGACCACGUCGAGUGCGGCAGGCGGGGCGAGCGGCGCGGUCGCUGUCGCUACUGCGGGGCCAUGGACCUGGAGCGUUGCGGCAGCAGCUUUGGCUGUUCUGUCCGCUGCUCUAUGAUAGAAUGGUUUCCAUCUUAUCUACAUCAUGUACAUCCACGGACUUGCAUCACUCACACUGGCAUUACCUCAAUACCUCUUGCAUUCGUCUUUCUGUCAGGUGACCGCGUUUUCCGAGCCAGGGUAGCCCGCGACCUCGUCCACUGGCUAAUUCGUAGAGGAACGUUUGUGGAUAGAUGUCCUGUUCUU
Messenger RNA from Mycena citricolor, 2024 nucleotides. The record is from the annotation of a GenBank genome assembly. Lineage: Eukaryota; Fungi; Basidiomycota; Agaricomycetes; Agaricales; Mycenaceae.